Molecule: messenger RNA, 2968 nt
Organism: Zootermopsis nevadensis
Lineage: Eukaryota; Metazoa; Arthropoda; Insecta; Blattodea; Termopsidae
Source: RefSeq, a predicted model, not a curated record
CGCACACUCAACACACGUAUAUACAUACAUACACAAACUCAUUUUCGACACUAUCUACCGCAAGAGGGCGGGAGACAGUGAGCAUUUGGUGGCAGCGCGUGCGGGCGGCAGACAGACAACUUGCGAAGUAAAUCGGUGUACAUAUAUAAUCAUAAACCAUUAUUUACUCUGAUGCGUGUGUUCUUUUCAAAGUGCUGUUAUUCGAACUACCAGGUGAAGGAAGUGACAAUCACAUUAUAAAGAAUCCUAUCAAAUUCUGAACUGAAAUCGGGCUGUUGAACAACAUAAUUAAAAACAAUAAAACUUGGCUACUGUGCUGAUGUGAAUAAGUUUUGCUUAAGUUGCUAAUCCUUUGCGUUAAAUCGCUUACAAAAGUGCAACAGCAUUCCAAAAAUUGCAAAGAAAUGUCUAUAAAACCGCCUUUUAUCAUUCCAAAUCCUGACUUACAAUUCAUGUUCUUUGCCCUCAUGUUGUUACUUUCAUUUACCACAUGUCCUGUUAACACGCGUCCAUCACCAGUCGACAAUCCUCACCAUCACCACGUUCAUCACGACAGCACAGACAUUCUGCUUCAGCAGUCGGAAGAUAUGAGCAAUGAAAGCCAAGAACAAUUUCUUACUGAAAUAAAAAUAUCAGAAGAGCAAGAUUUUCAAGAUGAGUUUGAAGACGUCGACAAUGACCCAGCAGAUACUGAGGACUAUCCACAGCAAGACAUGCCUGCUGAAGCAAUGGGCGAUGCUGCAGGUAUCACUGGUGGUCGGAAAGGAGAGACGAAGCUCCCCAAGACGCAUCUUAACAACGGAAAAAGUGGAAAAAGAAAUGCCGCGGAUCAUUCCGUCGCGAAGCCUGUACCAGAGGGGAACGACACUAAUGACGGGAUACCGGAAGACGUGAACUUGGACGAGCUCAACAAGACUCUCAGCAACAGCAGCGUAUUCAACACGACCACGAGUGACGAGAAUUAUAUCAAGCUGUCGAAGAAUAACAGAGAAAGCCAAGAAUUCGACCAUGCCGACAGGAACAAGGUGCUGCGUAUAAAUGCAAUUAAGGAGAUGAUACAGAAUUAUCGCCAAGGAUCAGUACCAGUCGACCCUAGACCUACUAAUGUCCCAAUUGAUGAAUUAGUAAAACUGGUAAACCUCAACAUCUCUCAUCCAUCGCCCAUAGAUGCCUAUCCCAUGAAGAGACGAAGCUUUCAUCCAUCAUGCAAUCUUCCAAACAACACCGACGUUGACAUGUGGGUCGAUGGGAACUCAAUGAACCUCUUGUUCAACCUGACCUACCCAGCCCAGCAGAAUGUAACCAUCACCAUUAUCGCGGCCACUCUGCGUCUUUACAAGUUUACUCAGGGUAACCACACAGUAGUGGACCACUCUUGCAGUGCUGAACAUGAAAGUGAGGAAGAACAGGAACACCAAGAAGACAAUCCUGUUGUCGCGGAAGUCCCUGUGCUUCCACAAACACCAGGAACCGUCAUGGCAGACGACGACAAACAAAUACGCGUGUCCGUGUACUGGUACACACGGUCCCUAAAGAAAAAUAAAGUGAAGCGAAAGCUGCUGGACUCUAGAAUGCUGCCGAUUUAUGGUAAGGGAGGAUGGAUCGAGUUCAACGUGAGGCACGCCGCCCGUCAAUGGCGUCUACUGGGCAAGAACUUCGGACUUGUGGUCGAGGUAGAAAACGAGGACGGAGACCUGCUAAAGGCAUCAGAUUAUUUCACCGCCAUGAACUGCUCUAAUGAGGCAUCGACAGCCCGACCGCUCCCUGGAGUACUCUUGCAAGCAGCACAGACCUAUCUGGAAGCCAACUAUGCCUCAGCAAGAGCAGGCUUCGAUAUCAUCGCCAGUGGGCCAGAAUUCACUUACACCAACCCCAACAGCAACAACAAAGGAGAAACCGACAUCAGAGAUGAAGACGAUUCAAGAAAUACUGGUAGUUCCACAUAUGUUUAUUCGUUUCUGUUUCCCGUGAUCGACAUGUGUACGAUUGAAGUGUCGGCUCAAGAAGCCGCUAAUGCAGCCUUCCUUCAACACGCACAGUACCUACUAACACAACAGUUGGCAGCUUGCAAAAACAGAAACACGCAAAAUCACACAGAUCUCAUACUAAUGCACGGGACCCCGAUUCAUACAACCCAAGUUUAUCCUAUGACAAUUGAAGAAAACAAGACCGGAACCCUUGAAGUUAACAAUAAGACUGAAGAAGUUGAUAACAUUAGCCACGAAGGCCACAGGAAGGACCAUCGCCACAACGGCCAUCAUGCAUCUCGUCUCGACACACCGGAAGAACUACUGCCCUCGAUGCAAGACUCACCACCACGUGCUGUUAAGAUCCGGCACUCGAGACAUCAUCACCUGGACGAGAAGCACAGGCCGAGGAAUCAGAGUGGCAGCCAUCAUGUCGAAGAUACGGUGAAGAGACGAGUAACAAAUGGAGAAAAUGAGAAAGAAACCGAAGAAAUCAAACAAGUAACAUGGGCAGAUGAAAGCGGCCGUGAAUUUAGUAAAGAAAUCAUCAUUCAAGAGGUUAUCCGUUCAGCAAAUCCCCUUGACUCCAGCGCGUUGCCACAGCAAGACAGUGACAGAUAAAAUACGAAGAAACAAAACACGCAGAUCCAACGACGUUAAUUAUUUAUCAAAAUUCUGCUUCAGUACACAUGAAUACUGACAUUUGUUUAUGAAACAAAUGACGUGAAAAUACUUAGGAACAAAUCGCUAUUUUAAUAAUGUAGGGCCUACUUAUCAACAGAGUCUUCGAACAUAAAAUCUGGAACUGAGAGUAUUAUAAUUAUGCACAAAUAAUAAUGACGUUGGUUCGUCAGCAAAAUAUCAAGGGCAUAAAAUCAAAGAAUCGCCUCGGGUUUAGGGUGAAGGGAUGUGUAGGCAACUGCACUAUAAUAAAAUGGCGAAGUUCAGCGAAAACCUGAACGAUAUAUUCUGUAAGUUUAUAUAGUACUUCUUAGUAUAUU